This is a messenger RNA of Leptonychotes weddellii (Weddell seal), 869 nucleotides long. NCBI's taxonomy places the organism in Eukaryota, Metazoa, Chordata, Mammalia, Carnivora, Phocidae. The record is from RefSeq and is a predicted model, not a curated record.
CUGGCCAUGGCGGCCUUGCGAAGCUCCGGGAGGGCUUUUCUCCCUCCGCUCUGCCGUGCCUUCGCUGGCCCCGGCUGUCAGCUCGCCCCUGAGCGCGGCGCGGAGCGCAGGGAUGCGGCGUCCGGCCGGGUCUCAGGAUUCUGCCCUCCAAGAAAAUCUUGCCAUGAUUGGAUAGGACCCCCAGAUAAACAUUCAAACCUUCGACCUGUUUACUUUUACGUCCCCGAAAAUGAAUCACCGUUGGAACAAAAGCUAAGACAAUUAAGACAAGAAACACAAGAAUGGAACAAACAGUUCUGGGCAAACCAGAAUUUGACAUUCCGUAAGGAAAAAGAAGAAUUUAUUCACUCAAGACUAAAAGCUAAAGGCCUGGAACUGGGAGCUGGAUCAGGUCAAAAAGCAACAUUAGAUGCAGAAGAAAUGGCUGACUUUUACAAGGAAUUUUUAAGUAAAAAUUUUCUGAAGCACAUGUAUUAUAACAGAGACUGGUACAAGCGUAAUUUUGCCAUCACCUUCGUCAUGGGAAAAGUGGCCCUGGAGAGAGUUUGGAGCAAGCUUAGACCAAAACCAAAGACCAGCACCUAGGAGCCCACCCUGACCCGCCCACCGCCGCUGUCGGAGUUUCCUGGGAGUUUUCUGGGAGAAGCGGCUGCUCUGGGAAUCCAUUUUACAAGGGUUCUAAAAACCUGUAAGUGAACUGAGUCCCACGCCUACUUUAUGGGGGCCCCUUGGCUUAUGUCAGCACAGGGUGGACUGGGAGAGUGGGGGCCCUGGUGAGCUGUGGGCCAUGUGACUCUGUCCUGACUGGGGAUUCCAAGCUGGCCCUGGGUCAUGGACAUGAUGUUAAAUAAAACCCAAGCACUGUGAAA